GCUGUUGUCUGUCAUUAGAUAUCUCUCUAUCUCUCCACUUCAUUGUGAUUCAAUCUGAGAGGAGGGAAGGGGAGAUCGAGAAUCGUUGGAAAUGUCAACGUUCAGUGGAGAUGAGACAGCACCUUUCUUCGGCUUCCUUGGCGCUGCCGCAGCCCUCGUCUUCUCCUGCAUGGGAGCUGCAUAUGGGACCGCCAAGAGUGGUGUCGGAGUGGCAUCUAUGGGUGUUAUGAGACCAGAGUUGGUGAUGAAGUCUAUUGUCCCCGUUGUUAUGGCUGGUGUCUUGGGUAUCUAUGGUUUGAUCAUUGCCGUUAUCAUCAGUACCGGUAUUAACCCCAAGGCUAAAUCUUACUACCUCUUUGACGGAUAUGCACAUCUCUCUUCUGGUCUAGCUUGUGGCCUUGCUGGUCUUUCUGCUGGAAUGGCCAUUGGUAUCGUUGGCGAUGCUGGUGUCAGGGCCAAUGCUCAGCAGCCAAAGCUGUUCGUUGGAAUGAUCCUUAUCCUCAUUUUUGCUGAAGCUCUAGCUCUAUACGGUCUCAUCGUCGGGAUCAUCUUGUCCUCCCGAGCUGGUCAGUCCAGAGCCGAAUGAGGAGGAAGAGCUUGUCUUCUUCUUCUUCUUCUGCGUCAUAAUCAUUCUUUCUUUUGCUGGUCUCUUCAUCCGCCCAGAUCUUCUUAUAUUAUUUUAUCAGGUUAGUUGAGACACAGCAGUGGUUCCGCUACUCUGCUCUGCUUCAUACUCUUGUUGUUCGUUUUCACCCUUUGUGUGAACCUUGUACGACUGAUUUUUCUUUUUCUCUUCCCAGCAAGAUGCUACUGUCUGUGAGAGACACCCCAUCUAUUAUUCUAUGUUUUGUUAUCUGUCCAAGGAAAACUCUAUUUGAUCUUUGUUUAUCAAACCUAUGCUGCUUUAUUUGAAUUA
Messenger RNA from Brassica oleracea var. oleracea, 916 nucleotides. RefSeq names its product V-type proton ATPase subunit c1. Gene Ontology annotation, molecular function: proton-transporting ATPase activity, rotational mechanism. Gene Ontology annotation, cellular component: proton-transporting V-type ATPase, V0 domain. The transcript is spliced from 3 exons. Gene Ontology annotation, biological process: proton transmembrane transport. Bases 92 to 586 code for a protein of 164 amino acids. The record is from RefSeq and is a predicted model, not a curated record. NCBI's taxonomy places the organism in Eukaryota, Viridiplantae, Streptophyta, Magnoliopsida, Brassicales, Brassicaceae.